Messenger RNA from Pyricularia grisea, 1648 nucleotides. RefSeq lists its product as uncharacterized. The transcript has 3 exons. The coding region runs from base 155 to 1648 and encodes 497 amino acids. NCBI's taxonomy places the organism in Eukaryota, Fungi, Ascomycota, Sordariomycetes, Magnaporthales, Pyriculariaceae. The record is from RefSeq and is a predicted model, not a curated record.
GUGGUUUCUUCCCAUUCUAAAAACAAAGUAGGAAGUACUGCAUCCAAGGGGAGGGGUUCGGCUAGAUGCUUGGGUGUGGACAGAUGACGAUUCCCCGGUCAUCAAAAAGACUGACCACAACCAAAAAGAUAUAUAUGCCCAGUCACUUGAGAGAAUGGAGUAUAUAGCACAAGCCCCACGCCAACAAGGCUUCCCAGGUUGGACGCAGACGCCCAUCCCUGGCGUAUCGCUCUCGGCGGGCGGGCUGCUCGCGCUCGCGGACCUGACGACGGUGGCGCAGCGGACGGCCAUCAAGGGCGGGUCGUCGUGGCUGGACAGCCUGCUGCUCGUGCCGGGCCUGCACUACCAGCAGGCGGCCGACGAGGUUGCGCGGAGCGGCGGCGGCGGAUGGAGCUGGGGUUGGGACUAUGGCGGCGGCGGCGGCGGUGGUGGUGGCUUUGGUUUUGCCACUGCUGCCAACACCGGCGUCGUUUCUUCUGCCGGCGAGGGCUUCGUCGGCAUGGUCAACAACUCGCCCAUGAUGAUGUUUCUGAACAAGGUUGUGCAUCAGGCGAGGGAGCGGGGUGCAGGAGAGGAGGUUGUUGUUUUGGAUGUUGGGGCUUUGGGUAAGAGGAAGAGGAGGAAGGAUGGGGGGAGGAGGAAGGGGAAAGGUGGGGUUGAGGAGGGUGAUGGUGAAGACGACGGUCAUGGUUUGGAUUUGGGAUGGCUCUCACACUGGCUGUACCUGAUGAGCCCCAUCCUUACUAUAGCGGCCUUGGUAAUGUUGAUUUUGGUGGAGGAUUGGUGGGCACUCGGCUGCAUCAUCACGCUCAUGAUAUCCCGAAUCCUCAACAUCUGGGUCAUCAAACAGCGCGCUCGGAAAAGGGUCCACUUCAACCCACCAGAAACAGAACAAGCACAGCCGGCCUCGCGCGCACGGUCAACAACAACGACGGCAGAGUCCAGCAUGAGCUACACAUCACGAGUCCACCGUCACCGCCGACGACAGCAGCGCGCCGCCACGGCCAACCCGGCGCCAGCAGCAGCAGCAUCCCCAUCGCCGCCACCAGCCACGUCCCCGACGCCACCGAGCAACGUGACGCAGAUAACCAUAACGCUGCCCAGCAGCGCGGGGCGCGUGCGGCUCCGCGGCAGCCCGGCCGACCUGCACGCCGUGACGACCGAGACGUGGAUGCGGGCCAAGACGCGGCGCGAGGGAUACCUCGAGGCGGCGGCCAAGCUGCUCGUCUACCUCGUCGCCGCCGUGAGCGGAAACUGGACGCAGGCCGGCGCCAUCAUCGUCAUGGUGCUGCUGCUGGCCAGCGCGGGCUUGCUGGCGCUCAGCAACGGGUGCGCGAGGGGUGUCGAGGUGAAUGGAAGGAUCGUUGCUGCUGGGUCGGGCGGUGGCAAGGAGAGCGGGGUUGGUGGUGGUGGUGGUGAGGGAGUCGUUCGGAAUAGUCACGGUGGUGGUAGUGACGGUGGUGAUGGGAUUGGCAGAGGCUUUUAUAAUCAUGGCCGCGGGAGCUGGGGUGAUAGGUCUGAGAGGGUGCGUCGUGAUGCGAGUGGUGAGAUGGAUGACUGGGCCGAAAGGGGAAUGGCAGCUGGGAUUCGCAAGAGGGAGGAAGAGGGCGGAGGCUAUCCCGACCUGUACCCUUCAACAAGAGACUGA